Synchiropus splendidus (mandarinfish) is the source of this 978-nucleotide messenger RNA. RefSeq names its product growth arrest and DNA damage-inducible protein GADD45 beta-like. The transcript is spliced from 4 exons. Gene Ontology annotation, cellular component: nucleus; cytoplasm. Gene Ontology annotation, biological process: regulation of cell cycle. The record is from RefSeq and is a predicted model, not a curated record. The coding region runs from base 120 to 602 and encodes 160 amino acids. Lineage: Eukaryota; Metazoa; Chordata; Actinopteri; Syngnathiformes; Callionymidae.
CCGGAUACUCAGGCUGGACUCAGAGCUGGACCUACUUUUGUGGACUUUCUGUCUGGACUACUGUCUGUGGAUAUUUCCCUUUUAUCCUGGAUCUUGUGGAUUAUUAUUCUGACUUCAGCAUGACUCUGGAAGAAGUCGUGGGUUCCAGCAGCACCGAGAAGAAGAUGGAGACCGAGAGUCACGCGCUGGAGGAGCUCCUGGUCGCGGCGCAGCGGCAGGACUGCCUCACCGUGGGAGUGUACGAGUCCGCCAAGCUCAUGAACGUUGACCCGGACAGCGUGGUUCUGUGCAUCCUCGCUACUGACGAGGAGGACGAGGACGACAUCGCGCUGCAGAUCCACUUCACGCUGCUGCAGGCUUUCUGCUGCGACAAUGACAUCAACAUCGUGCGGGUGUCCGGCAUGAGGCGCCUGGCGCAGCUGCUGGACCCCGACAGCCAGGACAGCAACGGCAACGAGCCCCGCGACCUGCACUGCAUCCUGGUCACGAACCCACCCGUGCAGCCGCUCCAGUGCAAAGCCCUGCAGGACGUCAGCAACUUCUGCAAGGAGAGCCGCUACAGGAACCAGUGGGUGCCGAUCCUGGAGCUGCAGGACCGCUGAUCCGAACCAGAACUCUUAACGCUGAGUGAGACCGCCUUGGAGCGGUGCGAAAGAGUCGAUCCAAACGACCACCUCGUUCAGAAGAGGAGCCCUGGCGUUUGAGUGGUGAAGACGGGACAGGACCUGCUCCAGACUGCACCGGGUCGGACUGGACUCUUGGUGCCUGAGAUGUCGUGGUACAUGUCGGGUCAGUGGAGGGAGAAGCAGGACUGAUUCUGCACCUGGGAGAGUUGGAGCUGUCACGUGACCGAGUGACACUGCAGGACUGAGCUACAGGUGUGUGCACACCUGUUCUUCUGAGUCUCUUUGCGAGGCGCUUGAGUGUUAUUGAUCCCAUGUCACCAUGUGUCUAACAAGCUGAUCAAUAAACAGAUGA